CGGCAACCACUCCGCGCCAUGCUGGCAAGAUUACAGUCUCGCACCACGACCACAACCUUAAAGACAGGCGCAUUCGCUUUCAAGGCUAUACAAAACGCUUCCGCAACCGCUUUUCGCACCUCUGGCCAGCUGCGUCUUGAUAGCUUUCUCGCCAUGGCCCGUACCUACGAUGGCGCGCUAGCACGACUUGCAUCGUUGCAGUCCAACAAGGCUAUCACGGCUUUGUUUGACCCUCCUGCGGCAUCCACGACAGAUAAUUCCAAACCCGUGGACCUCAAUGCGCUCGCCAUCCCUGAAAUGCUGGGAUGGCUUGAACGUGCUGGCCUCAGUGCUUCGGAUCUAGCCAGGCUAAGAUGCAUCCAUGUCGCUGGGACCAAAGGGAAAGGUUCUGUAUGUGCCUACCUCACAUCCAUCCUCACACAGCCCUCGGCUCGAUCUGUGGCUGGCCUUGUGGGCACGUAUACCUCUCCGCAUCUUGUCACAGUCCGUGAGAGGAUACAGCUCGAUGGACGGCCUAUCAGCCAGCAACUAUUUGCUAGGUAUUUUUUCGAGGUUUGGGACGCCUUCACGGCGUCAGCACGGUCAAAGGCCACGAGGGACAGCAUCAGUGUCUCUGAGGAGGACCUCGAGGGCCCUGGCACGAAGCCCUUCUUCUUCCGCUUCUUGACCAUCAUGGCAUUUCAUGCCUUCCUGCGGGAGGGCGUGAAGAGUGCUGUCAUAGAGUGCGGAAUCGGUGGCGAAUAUGAUUCCACCAAUAUUCUGCCCAUGGAAGCAGUGACCACAGCUGUUGUCACACAGCUUGGUAUCGAUCACGUCGGGAUGCUGGGCGGGACAUUGCCAGAAAUUGCGUGGCACAAGGCUGGCAUCUGCAAAAAAGACCGCGCCUGUUUCACCAGACGGCUCGCUGGCGGAGACGAACAGGAGAGAACCAUGCAGGUAUUGCGCGAACGAGCAAAAGCAGCACAAGCGCGGCUGUUGGAAGUCCCGGACGAAGAAGUGCAACAAUGGAGUGGCGUUAAUCGAAGCGAAGCGGCCAGCAGUCUUGCCGGCUCAUUUCAGAAGUACAACCAGGCCUUGGCAGUUGGUGCCGCUUUGGAGCACAUGGCUCUCCUCUCUUCUUCCGACCAGCGGCCAGACGAGGUAUCAAAAUGGCUCCAAGACGUUCCCGGUUUCUUCAAGGAUGGACUUUUGCAGGCUCAUCUCCGCGGCCGCUGCGAAACUCGCGAAGAUAAUGCCAUAACAUGGUUCAUCGACGGUGCUCAUACUGCAGAAAGCCUACAGGGAACUGCCAGGUGGUUUUCCAGCAGCAUUGGAUCAGUCAGCGGCGCACAGAGGAUACUUGUGUUCAACCAGCAGGACCGGGACGUGACGAAGCUGUUGCAGGAUUUGCUUGACGGCAUAGAGAACGAUUCGAGGGACACGCACUUUGAUUACGCGAUUUUCACCACGAAUGAGUUCGAGCGUGCCCAGACAGACCUCUCGCCAACUGAUACCUCUGUGCAACAUAUUGCAAUGACAAGCAUGAAGGUGCUCUCACCAGCAACUGAUUCCAGAGUUUCAAGAAGCGUUGAAGAAGCAAUUCGGGACGUCCGAGGACUGGCAAACACAGCCGAGAAGAAUGGCCAAAAGACUGUCGUGCUAGUGACGGGCAGCUUGCACCUUGUUAGUGCUUUUCUAAGGUGUAUUGAACCUGGGGAGGAUCCAUAGCUUCAGAAUCGAAAUACCAACUGCUGCAAGACUUGCCCGGCUUCUUGGUAACGACUGCUGAG
Messenger RNA from Microdochium trichocladiopsis, 1769 nucleotides. Its product is annotated as Mur ligase. The coding region runs from base 19 to 1707 and encodes 562 amino acids. The transcript has a single exon. Gene Ontology annotation, biological process: tetrahydrofolylpolyglutamate biosynthetic process. Gene Ontology annotation, cellular component: cytoplasm; mitochondrion; cytosol. NCBI's taxonomy places the organism in Eukaryota, Fungi, Ascomycota, Sordariomycetes, Xylariales, Microdochiaceae. Gene Ontology annotation, molecular function: ATP binding; tetrahydrofolylpolyglutamate synthase activity. The record is from RefSeq and is a predicted model, not a curated record.